Eriocheir sinensis (Chinese mitten crab) is the source of this 2368-nucleotide messenger RNA. RefSeq names its product cholinesterase 1-like. The coding region runs from base 306 to 1985 and encodes 559 amino acids. The transcript is spliced from 12 exons. Lineage: Eukaryota; Metazoa; Arthropoda; Malacostraca; Decapoda; Varunidae. The record is from RefSeq and is a predicted model, not a curated record.
UUUAGCGGCUACUUGUUGCCCGAACAAGGGGUAGUUAGAAGGCGUUACAGCCUGCACCUAACCAGGGGAGGAUUAGAAGGCUCUUGCAGCCUGCACCUAAUCCCUGUUCGACUUCAGGAGACUAAAAACACUCAAACGCUGAGUCACUGUCGAAGCAAGUCCCGCCACACCAGCGCGCACUGGCGCAUCAUUCCCAACACCCAACUCACGCUCCACUACACACAGUUCCCAAAUACUGCCCGCGAUCGCCACUGUAAAGGAGAGACGAAGGUGCGCACUCAGUCACUGCCCUCCUCCUCCAAAGGAUGAUAAUCGCAUUGAUGGUGUUGGUGGCGGCGGCGGUGUUGCCGGCAGCGCAGCCCGUGGCCAAGCAGGCCGAGAUGACGGUGAAGCUGCAGCAAGGCGACAUCGUGGGCUCGCGUGCGGAGACCCCCAACGGCCGCCCCUACUACACCUUCAGGAGCAUCCCCUACGCCAAGCCGCCCGUCGGACCGCUCCGCUUCAAGGAUCCCGAGCCGGCCCCGACCUGGACCGGCGUCAGGGAUGGUUUAAUGCCAAUCCCCAGGUGUCCACAAACUAACGUCACGGCCGCAGGAGCUGUCAUGGGCCAGGAGGACUGUCUCUACCUCAACGUGUACACGCCCAAGCUGGACUCCUCCAAGCUGCCCGUGAUGGUGUACAUUCACGGCGGAGGAUUUAUCCUCGGCUCAGCGGAAGAUGAAACACCGGAACCGCUGAUGCAGAAAGACGUGGUUGUGGUCUCCAUGAACUACCGCCUCGGCGCCCUGGCCUUCCUCUCGACGGGAGACGAUGUCCUGCCGGGUAACCUCGGCCUCAAGGACCAGAAUCUGGCCCUCCGAUGGGUGCACAACAACAUCAGGGACCUGGGCGGCGAUCCUCACCAGGUUACAAUCUUCGGGGUCAGCGCCGGAGGAAUCUCGGUCCACCUCCACGUCCUCUCCCCGAGAUCAGCGGGACUGUUCCAUCGGGCCAUCAUCCAAUCCGGCACUGCGCUGAUGCCUGGCAUAUUCCCUCCUCCACGCAAGGGAGCCAUCCGCCUUGGCAAGGCGCUCAAGUGCAACGGAAAGGAGAGCCAUCAGCUCCUGGCCUGCUUCAACGAGGCGAGCGUCGAGGACCUCGUCAAAACGCUAGGCCGCCUCAGUGAUUGGCACAAUCUUCAAAUGAAGAUCGGCCUCACCGUGGACGGGACCUUCCUGCCGAAACAUCCGGCUGCCCUGCACAGGGCCGGCUACUUCAACAGGGUGCACGUGAUCGCCGGCGCCGCGCAGGACGAUGGCAACGUGUUCUCAGCAGGUCUGCUCAGCAAGUCCGGGAAAGGGGUGCUGCAGCAGCUGAACGAGAACUUCACCAAGCUGGGUCCAAUCCUGCUGGGGCUGAAGCACGAGGAGAACCCAGUCUACCUGGCCCGGAGAAUCUUCUUCAAGUACAUGGAUGACCUCCACGUGACGCGGGAGAAAGAGUUUGCCUUCACCAGACUUCUCGGUAAGGCCUACUUCAACGCCCCUAACACACAACUGGUGGAGUUCCUCGUACCCCACACCAAGACCUACAUGUACCAGUUCGACCACCCCCCGCCGAUGUCCCUCAUGCAUUCGGUCAUGAACGUGACGCAGACGAGGGAAAUGGCGGGGCACGGGGACGACCUGCUGUACUUGUUCCAACUCCCGCCGGAGAAGGCCGCCCUGACCCCGAGACGCCCGCAGGACCUCCACAUGCAGGAGAUCCUCGUCAACCUCUGGACCAACUUUGCUUCCACAGGGAACCCCACCAUCAAAGGGUCCAUGGGCUUUAGAUGGUCUGCCGUGAAGUACGGGAGACCGCUCCAGUACCUCUCCCUGACCACCACGCCCACCAUGCGGACGCUGAACGCCAAGAACCAAGACUUCUGGAACUCCCUGCCCACCAAGAACAACAAGAUGCUCUACCCCGAGCGUUUCCUUGAGGAUUAUAACCCGAGCCGCUGACUGUCCGACCCUUGACCCCUUGACCCCCGGCCUGCGGAGGGACUGUUUGGCCCUGACCUGACCUACAGAAGGACUGCUUUACUCUUGGAUCCCAGGCCUGCUGAGGGAGUGCUUGGCCCUGACACCCGGCCUGCUGAAAUACUACUUUACUCUCGGACCCCCGGCCUGUUGAGGGACUACUUUGAUGCUCGAUGACUCACUCCGACCAGGAGGAGCAGCAAUGAAUUACUGCAUAUGACGCGUUCUUAUAAACCUCCUUCAUGAAAUGUUUUCUCCACGUCAUUAUCACCUUCACUUCCCAUGAUUUUGGUAAUAUUAUCUUCACCAUUUUAUAUUGAAAGCAGUAUUUGAGAAAUAAAGGCACACUCGUAGAAGUGUUUCAC